Molecule: messenger RNA, 4409 nt
Organism: Pongo pygmaeus (Bornean orangutan)
Lineage: Eukaryota; Metazoa; Chordata; Mammalia; Primates; Hominidae
Gene: CARNS1
Product: carnosine synthase 1
Exons: 8
Coding region: 441-3341 (966 amino acids)
Biological process (GO): carnosine biosynthetic process
Molecular function (GO): homocarnosine synthase activity; metal ion binding; carnosine synthase activity
Source: RefSeq, a predicted model, not a curated record
UCACAUUUAGGUGUCAGCAUACUCCAUGCCGGGUCAUAAGAGAGAAAUAAGCCACCCCAGAGUGAUGGCUGGGUUCGUUCAUUCAUCUACUCUUCAGUCAGCAAACACUUACUGAGAAGUGGCUGUGUGCCAGGCACGCUUUAGGUGCUGGGGUUGCCUCCAUGAACAAAACAAGCAGAAAACUCUGCUGCUGUGAAGCAAGCUAAGGCGGAGCCCAGCUUGGCGGGGGCGGGAGGGGCUGGCCGGCAGGACAUUGCUUCCCGCCAUCCCCCCAGGGACACCACACAGAACAGUUUACAAAGCACUCCCACGGUUGCGUUCCCAUUAACAAGCCUUCACCCCCCAACACAAGCCUUUCCUCUCCUAGUCCCCGGGAUGGUGUCAGUCCUGAACAUAGCCCAGGCUGGGAGAGUGGGGGGCUUACACCCUUGGGUGACUUAAUGUGCCCACUGGCCCUCCCUGCCCAAGACCCACCACUUCUGCCCUCUCAGCUCUCCCUGGAUCCAUCGGGUCCUGAGUGGGAUUGCCCACUGGGCUCCAAGGACCUGGAGGAAGAGGGCCCCUGGGGAGGGGGCUCUGGCCUGCCGCCCACAGGCUGCUUCCCUGGCUCCUGGCGCCAGGACGUGGGCCUGGACUGCAAGGGAUCCCCCGAGGGGGCCGAGGCCCGGGCUUGGACUGUCUACUACUACAGCCUCCUGCAGAGCUGUCUGCAGCAAGCUGGCCUUCCGGAGACCCAGGACCGCAGCCAGGUGCCCCGCACAGGCUGUCCUGGGGCGGAGGUGACCUUGUGCGUUCUGGGCUCCCCCAGCACCUUUCUGCCUGUGCUGCUGGAGGGUGGGGUCCAGAGCCCGGGAAACAUGCUCCUUUGCCUGUCCCCUGCUUGGCUGAUGAAGGUGCCAGCACCCGGGCAGCCGGGUGAGGCAGCCCUGCUAGUCUCCAAGGCUGUGAGCUUCCACCCUGGGGGCCUGACAUUCCUGGAUGACUUUGUCCCCCCGCGCCGUGCCACCUACUUUCUGGCAGGCCUGGGUCUGGGGCCCGGCCGGGGCCGAGAGGCAGCAGAACUCGCCCGUGACCUGACCUGCCCCACAGGAGCUUCGGCUGAGCUGGCCCGGCUGCUGGAGGACCGGCUGCUGACAAGGCAGUUGCUGGCCCAGCAGGGUAGUGUGGCUGUGCCAGCAACCCUGGCUUUCACCUACAAGCCACCGGGGCUGCUGCGGGGAGGGGAUGCCAGCCCAGGGCUACGGCUGGUGGAGCUGAGUGGCAAAGAGGGCCAGAAGACGCUGGUGAAAGAGGAAGUGGAGGCUUUUCUGCGCUCUGAGGCCCUGGGUGAUAUCCUGCAGGUGGCUGUGAAGCUCAGUGGCUGGCGCUGGCGGGGGCGGCAGGCAUUGCGUCUGCACUCACAGGCAGAGCUGGGUGCAGUGGUGGACACAGUGCUGGCGCUGCUGGAGAAGCUGGAGGAGGAGGAGAGUGUCCUGGUGGAGGCUGUGUACCCACCUGUCCAGCUGCCCUGCUCAGAUGGUCCUUCCCCCGGCCCCAGCCUGGCCGUGCGAGUCUGUGCUGUGGUGUGUCGGACACAGGGUGAUAGGCCACUGCUGAGCAAGGUGGUGUGCGGCGUGGGCCGCGGGGACCGCCCUCUACGGCACCACAACUCCCUGCCGAGGACGCUGGAGGUGGCGCUGGCCCAGUGCGGCCUGGGCGAGGAGGCGCAGGUGGCGGCCGUGCGGCAGCGCGUCAAGGCGGCGGCCGAGGCCGCGCUGGCCGCCGUGCUGGCUCUGGAGGCCGGCCUGAGUGCCGAGCAGCGCGGCGGGUGCCGGGCGUACACGGACUUCCUGGGCGUGGAUUUCGCGCUGACAGCUGCCGGCGGCGUGCUGACCCCAGUGGCCCUGGAGCUGAACGGCGGCCUGUGCCUGGAGGCGUGCGGCGCGCUCGAGGGGCUGUGGGCCGCGCCGCGGCUGGGGCCGGCGGCUGACGAGGCGGCGGCCGCGCCGCUGGUGGAGACCAUGCUUCGGCGGUCGGCGCGCUGCCUCAUGGAGGGAAAGCAGCUACUGGUGGUCGGCGCUGGCGGCGUCAGCAAGAAGUUCGUGUGGGAGGCGGCGCGCGACUACGGGCUCCAGCUGCACCUCGUGGAGUCAGACCCCAACCACUUUGCAUCCCAGUUGGUACAGACCUUCAUCCACUUUGACAUGACCGAGCACCGGAGGGAUGAGGAGAACGCACGGCUGCUGGCAGAGUUGGUGCGGGCUCGCGGCCUCAAGCUAGAUGGCUGCUUCUCCUACUGGGACGACUGCCUGGUGCUCACAGCCCUGCUCUGCCAGGAGCUAGGUCUGCCCUGCAGCUCCCCAGCUGCCAUGCGCCUGGCUAAGCAGAAGAGCCUCACCCAGCUGCACCUGUUGCACCACCAUGGCCCACCCUGGCCUGCGCCCUCCCUCCAUGCUGUGCCCUGCUGCCCACUGGAGAGCGAGGCUGAUGUGGAGAGGGCCGUGCACCAGGUACCCCUGCCAGGUGUCAUGAAGCUGGAGUUUGGGGCAGGUGCGGUGGGUGUGCGGCUGGUAGAGGAUGCGCCACAGUGCCAUGAGCACUUUUCCCGGAUUACCCGAGACUUGCAGGGUGAGGCCGACCACCCAGGCAUUGGGCUGGGCUGGGGCAAUGCCAUGCUGCUGAUGGAGUUUGUGGAGGGCACCGAGCACGACGUGGACCUGGUGUUGUUUGGUGGGCGGCUGCUGGCUGCCUUUGUCUCUGACAACGGCCCUACGAGGCUGCCUGGCUUCACUGAGACGGCGGCCUGCAUGCCCACCGGGCUGGCACCAGAGCAGGAGGCACAGAUGGUUCAGGCAGCCUUCCGCUGUUGCCUGGGCUGCGGGCUGCUCGAUGGAGUCUUCAACGUGGAGCUAAAGUUGACCGGGGCUGGGCCUCGGCUUAUCGAGAUCAACCCCCGCAUGGGUGGCUUCUACCUGCGUGAUUGGAUCCUGGAGCUCUAUGGCGUGGACCUGCUGCUGGCUGCUGUUAUGGUGGCCUGCGGCCUGCGUCCUGCCCUGCCCACCCGCCCACGUGCUCGUGGCCAUCUGGUGGGCGUCAUGUGCCUUGUGUCCCAGCACCUGCAGGCCCUGAGUUCCACCGCCAGCCGUGAGACCCUGCAGGCCCUGCACGACCGUGGCCUGCUACGCCUCAAUCUGCUGGAGGAGGCCCUGGUGCCUGGCGAGUAUGAGGAGCCCUACUGCAGUGUGGCCUGUGCCGGGCCCAGCCCCACGGAGGCCCGCCUCCGCCUGCUGGGCCUCUGCCAGGGCCUGGGCAUCGAUGGGCCCAGCUACCCUGUUGCCCACUUCCUGUCUCACUUCAAAUAGCACUGGGGCCAGGGGGCAGGGAAGCAGUGCUGGGAGGAGGCACUGUGGUGCCCUCUGCCCCCUGGAGCUCUUCCUGCUUCUCUCCCCAUCGCCAUGCCCCAGCCCCAGCCUGGCCCACUGCAAUGCCUAGGUCUGUUCCAGAGCAGCAGGGCAAUUUAGACACCAAGGCAUCCUGGACUCAAGGGCCUCUUGCUCUCCCGAAGGCCCCAGUCCAGCCCACAGCUUCCCCAGCAUUCUAGCCUUGGAGAAAUGACAAUGGCCACACACACACACACACACACACACACACACACACACACACACACACACACACCCACACACACCCACACACACACACACACACACACACACACACACACACACACACCCCCUCUGUCGCCAGCUCCCCAGGUGGGAGUGGGCCCAAACCCAGCCCCUCCUGUCCACCCCUCCAGGUCUCACUCUCUUCCUGCCAUCUACAAGAGGAGAGGACCUGGCUGGGCCCCAAGCCUUGGACAAACCCUGGGAAAACCUGAGACUAGAACCCUUGUCUUCCUCUUACCCAAAUUCUAGGAUAGCUCUAGAGCCUGCUGGAAACUCGGCGGCAUCCAACCUGCCUCAUUCGACCUGAGCGGUAGAGGCAGGUGGCCUGUGGACAGAAGUAAUCCUCUUUCCGCUCACCCCAGGCAGAUACAACUGCCUAUGUUCCCCCAGUGAGAGGAAACAGGCUGAGAGAGGAAAAAUGACUGCUCCAGGGUUAUACCACAGUGGAGGGCGGGUCACAGGACAUGAUGCAGGGUCCAGGUUUCUGUUUUGAUCAAGUCUUACAUGCCCCCCUCACCUCCCUGCCCUCAUUCACAAGUGGCCCUGAGACAUGCGAACGCCUCCCUCCUAUGCAUCACAAACCUUCUCCACCGAGCUUUGGUGCUUUGGCCUCUGGCAUACCUAACUAGCAUUGGCAGAGGAGAGUCUACACUCUCUUCUUCAUUCAGGGAAGAUGCUUUAAGAAAUCCUGCCUCCGUGCAGCACAGGAGCUGGAGGCAGCUCCCCAAGCAUCCCUCCCCAAAUAAAGGCUUAUGUACUAGUGAA